Messenger RNA from Trypanosoma rangeli, 1216 nucleotides. RefSeq lists its product as uncharacterized. The annotation marks the transcript as partial. The transcript has a single exon. Lineage: Eukaryota; Euglenozoa; Kinetoplastea; Trypanosomatida; Trypanosomatidae. The record is from RefSeq and is a predicted model, not a curated record.
AUGACCUUGGUGUCGCAUUCGUUUGCUGAGUAUUAUGCCGCGUUGGUCGCGCGUGAGCCGUUGCCUGAUGAGCUGCUAAAGCGGAUAUGCCGAGAGGAAACAGGCAGACGGAAACUCAUCGAGGCGGAGGUUGAUGCAGCUGUGAAUGAUCUUCGCCAUCUCAUUGGCGUAAUGAUUGGCGAGCGCAAGAGAGCGGAAAGCGCAUCUGCCCGCAACAUUGUGCCCGAUAAGCAUGCACUUAUGGUGAUGGAGCAAGAAACAGCAGUGUGGCUACCUCCGGUUCCACCGCGUGGUAUCGUGCCACUGAAGAGACGCUUUUUCCCUGGAUUUCCAAGGACCAAGUAUAACCAGCUUGUGGAGGAGGAGCAGGAGUUGCGUCAAUGGCUGACUGCUCUGGAGAAACGCCAGCGCCAACCCAUUGAGAAGUUGUGCUCUGAGUUAUGGUUUCUUUUGCUGUGCUUGGGCCAGUGCAGUCAACGGGAGGCUGAUGCUCGUGAGCGUCUGGAACGUGAUGAAGGGGAGGAACGCCUCACCAUGCGUCGUAACGUGUUUCGUCUGGCUUCACCGGACUACUUCCGUAAUCUUUGGAUUGAGCGGUAUGGAGUGAAGUCCAAGCCCGAGAAGAAGACAUUUGCUGAAGUGUGGCAAGAAUCUCGUAACACGGUUGAGCAAGAGGAACACGAGGAUUGGUGCUGUAUGUUACGCUGGCUUUUUGACAUGUACGGGGUUAGUCUGUUCUCCGUCAGCCGCAGGGAAGUCUCAGAACGGUAUGAAAUUGAGGAGGAGGAAGAGCACGAGCUUUGGCAGUCAAUGGUGGAGUUGUCACGCAGCACAUUUGGACCAUAUAUGAAGUACACAUCCAUUGUGGCAUGGCAUUCAAUGGGGCAUCCUCCACUGCUACGCGAGGUCACAGCGUUGGGUGCAGGACACGCCCGUCAUGAGGAGGCAGAAGCAAUGAGGCGAGAGGAGGAGCGUAAAAGAGUGCUUACUCUUCAUGGUUCAUCAGGGGCGUCCUCGUACGAAGAACAGGAGGAUGAUUGUGUUCACGAAAAAGAUGAUUCUUGGCAAGAAAUUGGGGAGGAACCCCAUGAGGAGGCAACGGAGGUUUCUGCCGUUGCAGCAGCGAAGGGCGAGGAGUACCCAGUGGAAGCUGAGGCGCCUGCUGUUGCUGCUGCUGAGCACGUGCCGGAGGCGGUGCCGGCGCCAGAGGAAUCCC